Menidia menidia (Atlantic silverside) is the source of this 1782-nucleotide messenger RNA. Lineage: Eukaryota; Metazoa; Chordata; Actinopteri; Atheriniformes; Atherinopsidae. The record is from the annotation of a GenBank genome assembly.
AUGAAAUAUCCUCCUUCAGGAUCUCCUGCGGAACGACUUUGUCAGCGGAUCGAGCUCAGUGAGGACUCCAGAGAUUGUCGUCCCGGUGCCGCGGUCUCUCCGCUGACCCCUCUGGACCCAUUUCGGCAGGCGAAGCGGCUCCCCAUCCGAGUCAUCAAGAUGUUGACCGCGCACACCGGACACUUGCUACACCCGGAAUAUUUACAGCCUCUUACCUCCGCCCCAGUGAGCAUUGAGCUGGAUGCCAAGAAGAGCCCCCUGGCCCUGCUGGCUCAGACCUGCUCUCAGAUCGGUAAACCCGACCCCCCGUCCUCCUCCAAGUUGGGCUCCUCCUGCAGCCAGGGGGAAAAGGAGCCCGGCAGCCGCUCGUCCGCCUCCGGCCUGAAGCUGGGGGAGCACCGCCCCUCCCUGGAGGACAAAUCCAGCUUCAAGCCCUACAACAAAAGCAGCGGAGACUGUCGCAGGGACGGAAUCAGCACCACCAACCCCCCCGGCGGUGGCUCCAGCUCCGAUAAAGCGGGCUUCCGGGUACCCAGCAGCAACAGCGCCCCCACCGGCGGAGGUUCAGGCGGCAGCCAGCAGCCCUACCCCCCCCACGCCGCCUCCCCCGGCUCCCGGGGGAGCAGCGGCAGCCCCCCGGGCCACGGCCAGCAGCUCCACAGACGCAGCCACUCCCCGGGGGGGCGGCCCGCCUCGCAGCCCCCGGCGGCCGGCGGCGGCGGCGGCGGGGGCGGGGGGGACCCCCCCCACGAGCACGCCAGCCCCGCCGGCGGCAAGAAGGACGCCGAGGCGGGCAAGGCCCGGCCCGAGAGCCCCCACCACGCCAACUCCAGCCACGUCCGGGCCAGCACGAACUGCAGCAACGGCAGCUCGGACGGGGGCUCCGCCCACGAGGGGGGGAAGGCGGAGCCGGCCCCCGCGGGCCUGGGCCCCGGCCGCAUCACCCCCAUCUCCCCCUACAAGUCGGCCCAGCCCCUCUUCCCCCUGCCCCCCUCCAACAUGGGCUACCACGGAUCGGUCAUGGGGGGCUACGGGGGCUACCCGUCCCAGUUCGUGCCGGGCCUGGACCCGUCGAAGCCCGGCCUGGGCGUGGGGGGCAUGGGAGGGAAGCACCCCAGCUCCAGCCCCCUCACGGGGGCCUCCCCGCCCUCCUUCAUGCAGGGCCUGUGCCGGGACCCGUACUGUCUGAGCUACCCCAGCGUCCCCCACCUGGGGGGCAGCAACUGCAACUCCUGCAUUCACGACCCCUCCUCCGGCCUCAAGUCCGGCUUCCCGCUGGUCUACCCCUCCCACCCGCUCCACUCCCUCCACCAGGGCUCCCUGUCGUCCAGCGUGUCCUCCUCCCUCUCCCACCCCCUGUACACGUACGGCUUCAUGCUCCCCAACGACCCCCUGCCCCACGCCUGCAACUGGGUGUCGGCCGGGGGGCCGUGCGACAAGCGCUUCGCCACCUCGGACGAACUCCUGGCCCACCUGCGCACCCACACUGCUCUGCCCGUGGGGAUGGACAGCAAGCUCCUCUCCGGGUCCUCCUCCGGACCCGCCUCCUGCCACCUGCACCUGCCGCACCAGGGCAGCCCGGGCUCCAUGCCGGGCUCCCUGUCCCUCAGAGCCCCCCCGGGCCUGGGUUUGGCCCGCUACCACCCCUACAGCAAGGUCCACCUCCCCUCGGGGCCCUCGUCCAUCUCCCUGCACUCGCUGCCCGCCACGGGUCCGUACUACCCCCACUACGCUCUCUACAGUCAAAGACUCGGAUCCGCCGCCGCUCUCGGAUACCAGUGA